Messenger RNA from Sturnus vulgaris (Common starling), 1216 nucleotides. Lineage: Eukaryota; Metazoa; Chordata; Aves; Passeriformes; Sturnidae. The record is from RefSeq and is a predicted model, not a curated record.
GGAGGUGUGAUGUUUUGCUGUCAGGAUGAGGAGCAGGAUCCCUGUCAUCCUCCUGGCCUGUGGCUCCUUUAACCCCACCACCCACAUGCACAUGCGUUUGUUUGAGCUGGCCAGAGACCACCUGCACCAGACAGGAAGGUAUGAGGUGAUUGAAGGCAUAAUGUCUCCUGUCAGUGAUAAGUAUGGGAAGAAAGGCUUGGUGUCAGCAAGGCACCGGGUGGCCAUGGCCAAGCUGGCCCUGGAGACAUCAGACUGGAUCCGGGUGGAUCCCUGGGAGAGCCAGCAGGACACGUGGACAGAGACAGUGAAAGUGCUAAGGCACCAUUAUAACGAAGCACUCAGGGCGUUCCAGUCCAAGAAGGAGCUCAUGAGAAACAGUCAUCCCACAGAAAGCUCUGCAGAGGAUUCCCUUUCUUGCCAGCAACCAGUUCUACCAGAAUUAAAGCUGCUCUGUGGGGCUGAUGUUCUACAGACAUUUAAGACACCCAAUCUCUGGAAGGAGGAAGACAUCAAAGAAAUAGUGGAAAAGUUUGGUUUGGUCUGCAUUAGCCGGGCUGGCUCUGAUCCAUCCCAGUUAAUCCAGGAAUCAGACCUUUUAUCUACAUUUCAGCACAAUAUUUUUCUAGUGAGAGAGUGGAUCCAGAAUGAAAUCAGCGCGACCCAGAUCCGCUGUGCGCUGUGCAGAGGGCUGAGUGUGAAAUAUCUCCUCGCUGACUCUGUCAUUGCCUACAUUGCACAGCACGGCCUCUACAGCAGCGAGGGCCGCCUGCUGCAGCCCCUCAGGCUGCAGAGCACAAAUAAACCCCUGAGGGGCUGCUUCCUGUGCCCUGGGACACCCGCAGCUUUGCCUUGUAGAUUCUUGAGAAUGCUGUUUCUUAUUAAUCAUGAAGGGAAAGCCCAAAAUUUCUUGAAAUCACGUGGUGUUUUAAAUCCAUGAAUCUGUGUGUGGUAGUGCUCAAGAAAAUCGGGAUGCUCAUCUGUAUAGCUUAAAAUACACAAAGAACAGCUUCCUUGUGAAAAUAAAAAAAAGGGAGAUAUUCACAAUAAAUCUUCUUAGUAUUUCAAUAAGCUCAGUAAGGUAAUAAAUAUGAAAACACAGUACUUUCCUAACUUGUACUUCUGCAAUCCUUACUGUUCUAAAGCAGCAAAAUACAAUGAACCAUAACUUGAGAGAGAGAGAGACAUGUUUAAAUAUUGAAUAUAUAUUAGUUCUAAA